AUGGUGCUGACAGAUUACCCCGGGAUUGACGAGUCCCGGUACCGCAGUGAGGUCCUCCUGCUGCCCUCCGAGGAGUCGGAGACGUCGCAUGAACAGAGGCUGGCCGACGAGGCCCGGGAGCUGGGGCUGAAAGUGCCGGAAGUCGAGGCGGUGGCGUCGCUGGCCGCAUCGAUUGCCUCCGGAAUGGUGGAUUUGUCCUCGUCCUCCCCGAUUAUUUCCUCCGGUUCCUCCACCGAUCGCAAUUCUACGUCCGACGUCACCCCGUCCCUCGAAGUGCCGCCAAUCGAUCUUCUUGCCUCCUCCCUCUCCGAGUUCACCGUGGCCUCCGAGCCCAUCCCGGCCGGCAGUACCCGAUCCUUCGGCUCGUUGUCGACUCGACCGACAUCCUAUAGCUCAUGUGAGGGGAGACUAGCUCCGGGGCUGGACAACCUCACGGUGAGGACGCCGGGGAAUCGACUGUCGAUGUGGACCAUUGCGUCGACGGAUAAGAGAGAACGGAGAAAGUCAACAAUCAAGUCAGCCAUCGGAAAGAUCCACUUCCGGAAGAAGAGGUCGCCCUCCGCAGUGCUUCUCCCGCCAGCCGCGCAGAUCACCGUCGCCAAGGGUGAAAAGGGCGUCGAACGAGUAUUCGUGGAGUCGAGACGAUCCGAAUCGCAAAACCCCGACUCCGCGGAGGAAGAAAACCAGGUCUUGAGGCUAGAAAUUCCCGUCUUCGACAGCGAAUCCCUGCAACGGAGCCAGGAUGAUACACAAUUACGCCAGCUGCGCGAGUCUCAAGAGGCGGCAAGGGACCGACAUGUGGCCUUUCAGGACGCAUUCAUGGCACAACUGCGACGAACUCAGCAAUCUAUUGUCACAGACCAGCUCGCGGCGAACAAGGUGGUGGAAGAAAAGAAGCGUGAAAAGAAUUCCGCCGAUGCUGCUCGGAUGGAAGAGCGACAGCUCACAGUGGAAAUGGAGCAAAUGCGCGAGUUUGAACGGGCCAAACUCAACUCCAGGACUCGCAUCAAAUACAUGGAAGGGUACUUCAGCAAUUCGAGCCCCCCGCCGUCGCCUGUAUCCAGUGCGGGGGGGGACGUGGCACCGGCUCGCAAGUUCACCGCACAACACAAGGCCCAGCUGGCGCAGGAAUUACACGACCACGACUCCAUGGACCAGCUGCACGAGUCCAAGAUCAAGGUGCUGCGCGACCGGCAGGAACUCCGCCUUCAGGAAGCUAUCGAGAGGAUGGAGCGCGAGCUGGACGAAAUAAUCGACAAACACGCACUGCAAUUUGCGCAAAUGCAGGCGAAGCAUCAGCAAGAAGAAUUAGACGUUGUACAAGCGUUUGAGGCGAAGAAGGUCCAGUUACGACAUUGUUGGAACCUGGAAGAAGCGAUCUUACGCAAGAAACUGGAGGUGCAGUACGAAAAGCCGUACGGGCCAUUACCUCCGCUGUCGUUCAACGAUUCGCAUUACGAGACGCGCGACUCGGCCAUCUGCGUGUCCGACCAGGCCGGAGCUACCAGCGGGGAUGAGGGAUCGGUGCACCAGAAGAGAGGCGGACAGGUGCUUUGAUUACGACGUGAUGCCCAAGUGAUACCCUUUGCUAUUUCCCCAUCCUCGGUCUUGCAUAUAUGCAGUUCCCACAUACUAAUGUUUUGUGUCAUACCUUUUGUAAUUAACUUCUUCUUCAUCUCCCCAUUCCCCCCUCCUGCUGAUGCAGGAUGCAUACAUACGACAGCUGCCUCAUACGGGCUCAUGUGCAUAGCGUUGACCUUGGGUAUACCCGUCUAUAAUAGAUUUCUUUGUUUGCG
Molecule: messenger RNA, 1796 nt
Organism: Aspergillus heteromorphus CBS 117.55
Lineage: Eukaryota; Fungi; Ascomycota; Eurotiomycetes; Eurotiales; Aspergillaceae
Exons: 2
Coding region: 1-1557 (518 amino acids)
Source: RefSeq, a predicted model, not a curated record